AUGAAAAGGCUAGUAACUUUUCCAGGCCAAGGAAGCCCCGUGCUGGGCAAUGUUUUAAGUAAGUAUCUAGCACAACGUAGCCAAGUAAUUAGCUUUGAUAGGUGUGGAGGAUGGACAGAAGUGAGCAAAGUGGCAGCACAGAUAGAGCGAAAGCCUACAGAUCCAGCAUCAAUUGCAGCCUGUUCGUAUCUGCUGUACCACUCGUUUUUGGAGGACACGAAGAUUGUCAAUAAAGAACCUUGUUCUAGCAUUAUUUUCUUGGGCCACUCUUUGGGCGAGCUGUCAUGUCUGGGCGCUGGUAAUGAGCUCUUCACCCUGCACCAAAGCAUGAAGAUCGCCACUUAUCGUAACAAACUCAUGCUGCAUGCUGCAGGAGCCUCCAAAUACGGUAUGUGGGCGGUUUCAGUCCCCAGAGCGCGCGACUUGGCUCGAGAAAUUCGCAACUGCCUCCCAGAAGAAAGUAGUUUGGCGCUCGCAAACAUCAACACUGCCCAGCAGUGUGUCGUUACCGGUACGGGAACAGAUUUUGAGCGUUGGGAGUCGUUGUUGCGCCAGGCAAUCAGUGGCCGUUGUAAAAUCACACAGCUGGAAAACCCUUUUGGCAUCCCGUUCCACAACAGACGGGUAUUAGCAUCAAUUGAAGAACCGCUGCUUAACUUUAUGUGGCAGAUGUUGAGGGAACAAGGCGUGGCCAGCCAAAAAAUGCUCAACCACGAAGUGAUCUCCAACUUCAACGGUAAACGCGUGCAGACGGUCACAGAGGCACUCGAAAGCUUUGCUAAAAGCAGUUGCAACGUCGUCGAUUUUGUCAGGUGCUGUGAAACGGUGAACCAGCUGGAUUUUACGGAAGCUUUGCACAUUGGACCUGGAACACAUGUGGGUAAACUUGUGGCGAAAAACUGUCGUAUCUUGAAAGUCGAGACUUGGGACGAACACAUGAGGGAAAACAGUGGGCAUCAAUCGUAG
Messenger RNA from Lachancea lanzarotensis, 966 nucleotides. RefSeq names its product LALA0S10e01596g1_1 (gene MCT1). The transcript has a single exon. Gene Ontology annotation, cellular component: mitochondrion. Gene Ontology annotation, molecular function: [acyl-carrier-protein] S-malonyltransferase activity. The coding region runs from base 1 to 966 and encodes 321 amino acids. The record is from RefSeq and is a predicted model, not a curated record. NCBI's taxonomy places the organism in Eukaryota, Fungi, Ascomycota, Saccharomycetes, Saccharomycetales, Saccharomycetaceae. Gene Ontology annotation, biological process: fatty acid biosynthetic process.